CACACCCAUGCAUCAGGAGCAUCGAAUCAAAGUUCAUGUUUCAGUGUUUGCACUCUAAGCAUUUUCUUUAUGGACCUGCAGCUUUGAGGAGCACUUUUAGCUCCACUGCUUAAAGGAAGAGAGAUCAGCUCAGUGUUAAUAAUAGAUUCAAUUUCAUAACCUCUGAAAAAGCUUCAUCACACUAAAACCUAACAAGAAUUAUUACAGAAAUCAUUAAAGGCCAACAUUCUUUUAGGAAACUUGUAUUUUUAAUCAAAGAGUUAUCUCAAGUGUUAUCAUUUAUUAAUAGAAAGAAGCAUUGGAUUUCGAGGACCUGUGGAAUUAUUUAAACCAUCACACUCGUUCUCUACCUUCACAGUAAAUACAACCUUUUCCUGAGCACAGUCUGGUCUCUCACGACGUAUUUCAUCAAAUACCCGAUGAUUCACUUCCUUUCUUCCUUUCCUCUCCCCUCUCUGUACCCAGCCACCAUCGCCCUCUGUCUUGCUCCUAUUUCCCAGUCCACUGAGUUAAAUAUGGGGAAACCAAACCAAUCAGGCCAUGACAUGGUUAUUAUUUUAAGUACUUUUUUUAAUUCCCUCUCUCUUUGUCAUUACCAUUUGUUCUCGCCUCCUGUCUCCCAUUUUCAUCUGUCUCAGUCAGCUUUUUGUCCAUCUGCGAGGAUGGAGAAUUCCAUAACCACGAAACGUAAACCCACAAGAUAUAAAAUCAUUAACAUUUGACCGACAUGUGUGUCUCUGUGUGGGUUUCUUGUGGAGGAUUCUCAACAGAUUCCCACAAUUUCAAAGGAGAAAAGCAUCUAUAUGCACACGCGGACCUGCUCGGCAGUAUUUUUCCACUCGGAUGAUCCACGAGAAACUCUAAAUGAAAGAGGUUCCAUAAGAAAUCCUAAAUACAUGCAGAUUUGCACAAACUACAUGUAUUAUGCAAAUCGUGCUCCCACUAGGCGAAGUUACUCACCUCCUCCAGGGAUUGAAGCACACGUUACUGUACAACACACCCUGUUGAGUUAAUUCAGAACGAGCAGUGAGCAUUUAAAAUGUCUCCAGCACAGCAGAGGGGGGAAAUCUGCAGUGUCUGGACAAAUGAUGAGCAGUGUGGAUGUUGAAAACGAAGGUGCACAUCAGUAAUGACGCUCCCUCGCUGCUUUAAACCUGCAGUAGGCCACGUUCCCACCACAUGGGGGCAGCGUGAACAAAAGCUAAACAACAGUAACAAGAUUUAAGUCCCGACAUCGAAUGUAAAGUCAGAAUGCUAACGUCUAUAACAAAUGCAGUCAGUUUGUUUCAGAGAGAAAUAAAAUACAUAUAUCACUCCUGUGGGAACAUCCUGUGCGAUGACUCAUCCCAUCACUGCAUCCUCCACCAUCUGUGGACUUUUGUCUUUUAGGAUCACGUCAUUGAUGUAGUUGUCGAAUGCUGACUGUGAGUGUAGCCGAGUGACACACACACACACACACACACACACACACACACACACACACACACGCUGAUCCCACAGGACAGCAGUCCAGUCAUUAUCAGGACGCUGGCUAUUAAGAGGUGUAAAUGUCCUUUAAUUAGAGAGGAUAAUAGGAAGGACUAGUGUCCUCAUUAAGAGUGUAAUCAAUGAAUGCUAAGGAGCUAAACAUCAGCUAAGCUUCACAUAACAACAUAAAUAAAAGUAUCAGUUUGUUCCGUGUUUGAGCAGAAUCAUGAAUUAGGAUUCAUCGCAGCAGCUGAGAGGGGUCCAGUGUUUACUGUCCUCCACUCUUGGCCGUUUUAUAACGUUUGAGGUCAUUAUCCUGUUGCAGCCCGGCUCUUCAGCUGACAGCGCUGCGUGUUUACAGGCCACCCUGUGCUCAAACAGCACAAAGGACGCUCGUGUUCCUUGAUACUGGAGGUCAACCGGCGUUUGUUUGCCUUGGUCUUACAAUAAAUCGUCCCUUUAGUUUUGCCAUUUUUAAUGUGCAGCCACAUCCAGGUACACAUGUAUUAAUUUGUGUAUUUCUUCUAGCGUGUUAAUUUUUUGGAGUGCUGGGUGCAUGUGUGGAUGACAAAUGUUUGGUAUUUUCUCCAGAAAGCUCUGUUUGACUUUUUCACAUCAGGGGGUCUUGUUUCAAUCACACACCCCCUGUGGGAACGUGUGUGUUUCUGUCUGUAGUCACGUUUGUGUGCUAAUCUUGCGACAUACUGUACAAUAUGUGCAUCUUUGUACUCACUUUUUUGUGUUACAGCAGGUUUGUGAGUGUGUAUGUGUGUGUCCAGGAACCCUGCAUUUGAGUGCGUGUGGGUGUGUGUGUCGUCCAGAGUACAUAUAACUGGAUUAGCCGUCAUGCUUUUAUUUCUGUAAUGGAAACAUCAGCCUCUGAAAGAAAGUAGGGCUGAGGCCAGGCAGUGAGUGUGUGUAAGAUAGUGGGGGAGAGAGGGGGAGGCUGAUGGCUGUAAGUAGUGAACUCGGUGAGAGGAAAUUUACUGUCCAAGAGGCUCUUUAGCUUUGUGUUGGCAUUAUAUACUGCGAUUUUAAAGCGAAAGCUGCACGGUAAAAUACUGUGACGAGUAAGAAUCGCUUGGUGAAAACAAUCUUCCAGUCCAUACGUGUGCUGUACAUAAACAGCACAUGUGAGACAUACGCAUUGUAUGAAGUCGGCAAAAAUAUUUCUCCACCUUUGUGCUGACAAUAGAGAUAAUCCACAAUUAAAUGAUGCAGGUUCAUGGAAAUGAUGAAUUUUAGUUCAGUUUUUGUUUGCUUUUUACACGCCACACACACACAUUUACACUUUUACCUGUACCUUCAGAGGGACUUAAACCUACAACUUUGCUUUAUGGUAGUUUGCAUUUGAUGCGCGUUGCCACUGGACCACCUUCAGCGCUAGACACUAAGCAAAGAAUGACUAAGUUUCUUUAAAAGUUUACAAUGUGCUGCUUGUUACUAUGCAAGGACUUCAGAUUGAUGUUGUGGCAGUACAGCUCGCACAUGCCAAAAGUGGGAUUUGAACCUAUGAUUCUACUGUAAAUGCGAAACCCAACACUCCAACCACUAAGCUACAGGUAAAGUGAGCUACUCACUCUGAUCAACUCACUUUGGCAUGACUCAUCUAUUGUACUGAGUUGAACUGCAUUAACAGUACUAAAGGUGUUCUGAAAAAAAGGUCAUAGUGUGGUACAGUAUACUGUACAAACAUCAUAGUACAGUUCAAUAAAAUCUGAAAGAUAAAAAGCUGUUUCUACCUGUAAAAAGAAUGUUCAAAAAACACAUUUCAUUUUUUUCUUUAUAUAUGUUUAUAUGACUAUGAAUGUCAGCUUCACAUUUAAUUUGUUUCCUGCCAUUGGUACAGUAGUUGUCACUACCUAUUACUCACAAGUUUGCUUGACAGAGACAGAGUGUGACGUGAUAAUGGUGAGAGCAGGUCGCAGGCCAGUGUGUGUGUAUGUGUGUGUAUGUGUGUGUUUUGUACAGGGGCAGAAGUCAAUAGUCCCAUGUCAUGACCAAGUGUGUGUGUGUGUGUGUGUGUGUGUGUGUGUGUGUGUGUGUGUGUGUGUGUGUGUGUGUGUGUGUGUGUGUGUGUGUGUGUGUGUGUGUGUGUGUAUGUGUGUGUGUGUGUGUGCAGCCACUCGAGUCAACAUCCCGCCCUUCAGUGAUUUUUACUCAAAGUGACUAUUGGCAAGGUUUAAAUUCUUGGUUUCGAGGCUUAAAGCAAACUCAAGGUAUCUAACCUAACACUAAACUAAGACAUUUGUUGACAAUACUCUGUUUCAGCUCAGUCGACCCUCCAUUUACUGUAAACACUGAGACAAGUUUGUUUUUGUUGUACUCAUUUGUGUUAUGCUGGCCAUCAAAACAGCUCCACAGUGUCAAAACAAGCCGGCUCCAGUGCAGCAGAGAGCCACAGUGUGAAGGAGCAUGAGGGAUAAAUUCAAUAUAUAUUUAAAAAAAUACCCCAUAACACGUUACAUUUCAUCACAGAAUGGAGACUGGUCCUUUUUCUUAUGCCAUUUAGAGCCUUGGCUCUUGGAUGAUGAUGAUAACACAAAACCCUGGUUAAUAAUCUGUCAAUGUAAUAAUAAUGGUACAUUUCUCAACAUUAAAUAUACUGGACUUUUGCUUCUAUGUAAGAAAUGUUGAUACAGUAAAUAACAAUACUGAGUAAUGUAACACACUGACUAUUUUUUUCAUCAAAUACUGUACUGUGUUUUUGACCACAUACCGUACUAGAACAGCGUAUUCCCCACAUACUAUGUAUAUUGUGAAAUGUCUCAGUAAAGUAUUGUAUGAGGUCCAAAAUAUCUAUGAAUAGUGCCAUGUGGGAUUCAAACCCUGCUCCUCAGGUGGCACAAGUGCUUUAAACCUUCAGCUACAUUAGAAACUGGAGUCCUGCUCUUUCCCUCCUAUACAUAUAGAGUACACUAAUAGAAAUAAAUUUGAAAAAAACAGUCAUAUAGUAUAUUAUGAUGUGAAAGACAAGUCUCACUAUAGUAUGUGAUGUAUUAUAACAUGUCCAUGGUGGGAUUUGAACCCUGUUGCCCCAAAACAAAGACAACUGCUUUAACCCCUCAACUAUAUGAAAACAUGAAAGUCUGAUGUUACCAUCUUUUACAAAUACAAUGGCAUAAUAAGAAAACAAAUCAUCAAAUACAUGCCUCAGUAUUGUAUGUUAACAAAAACACACCAUAUGUGGUGAAAAGUAUCAUAGUAUAGUAUGUGGUCAAAAACAUGACUUGUACUUGGUGUAACAGUGACAUACAGUAGUACUAUACAUUCCUGUAAAUAAGCAGAGCAGCUGCUCCAUCUGCUGGUCGAGAUGUUGAAACACAUGCAGAUGUCCUUCGUGGAGGUUUACUGGUAUUCUCGUUGAAAUGGGAUUUAUACUGAGUUAGCAUUUAGUCAGUAAAAGAGGCCAUCGUCCACAGAGUUACUCAGAUCUUUUCUGCAUGGUACAAUAAACAAAGAUAACAAAGAACAGUGUGACCACUGUUUUAUAUUUCCUUAAAACCAAGGUGUCAUGUAUAAUCUGUUGAUUAUUAUAGCUGUAAUAUAAAACACUGGAUUUCUUCCAGUCCCGUAUCAAGUUUUCAUCAUAGUGUAAAAGCACAUUCAUAAGAUUUGUUUGCCCUUCUUGUCCUGUGAGCAUGUUUGUGGUUUAAUCUUUGGCAAAAUAAUUAAGCAAUGAAUGCAGGGCUCUUAGAGAAGAAGAAAUAACACCUGCUCACUUCUACCAAAAACUCUCUGUACUAAAAUAGUUGUAAAUUUGUGCUUUUAUUGUGAAAGAGCACUAGUCUGUAAAUAUGUACAUUGACUAUGACCCAAACAUAGCAUUUAAACCUUUACAAGACACAGUAUCCAAGAAACUCUUUCACCCUUUAUGACCCACAUUUAGUUUGAUUUCCCCUAAACUGUGACUCGUUACGAGAAAAAGAGUUUUUUCAAGCAGUGUUUGUGAGCGAUCCUGUUACAGGAAGUAGUCAUGUUUCACCUGUGUCAAGGAAAUGUACUGUACUAAAAUGCAACUUGGGACAUUUUUUAAAUAAUUUGGUUUCAAGUUACAGACCCUGGUGUCACAGCAGGGGCCCAGGGGCAAAACAACGGCCACCAAGGUACAGAACCGAGGUCCACAGAACAGGGAGCCGCCAGUCACAGUCUUAGAUUAGAGACUGGUAAUUCACACAUAUAUGACAAAACAGCCACAAGGACGUUUUAUAAAUGCCACCAAAUUAUGUAGCAUAGGAGAAUAUGUUGUGUUAUAAACUAUAUGACUGAUUAACAUUAGUGUGGUUACGAUAAGAUCAAACUGUGUGGAUGGAGAGCUGCUGCAUGUGAUGCAUGGACGGUGCAUGGACGGCUUUAAUAGACAGGUACGGGACGGCACGAGCCACGUCUCAGCCAAUCACGAUCCAGAGUCCAGCUCCGGUGAAACUGCAGAGGUUUUAAACUGAUAGCACCUGUGUGCUGAGCCCUGAGAGGUUCCAUGUGUCUGUAGAAAUACACUGGUUCUGCUCCAGCCUCCGGCGCCUCCUCUAGUUCAUCUAAGCAGCCUUUGGUGCGUAAAUGACGUGGGGUGAAGGAAGCUUGAAGAUGUUCGUCUCGGCGCUGCUGCUCCUGUCCCUGUUCGCCCACUCGGGCCGGUUCGGUUCUGGUUCUGGUUCCGCGGCCGCGCAGGAAGCAGUCGGCAGCAUCGCGUCUCCAGGACAGCAUCCUCUGGCCGGAGCCUCCGUCCGCUCCCUCUUUAAUACACUGGAGCAACGUGUGCAAUGCGGCGCAGUGUCGUGUGAAAAGUGUAAUCUGACAGGAGCCGUUCACCAGCUGAUCGACGUUCAGGAUCAGGAUGGAGGAAACAUCAGCAUCAGCGCGCCCACGUUCCCGUCCUUCGCCGCCGGCUGCUUGCUCUACCUCUCCUCUCCGGAGCUGGUGUGCAGCGCCAUCGGCCGGGGGAGGUGGGGAGCCGAGGCCCGGCAGCUGCUGGACUCCAUCACCCGUCAGGACCACCGACACAUGGAUGUUGAUGGCUUGGAGGUUCUGCUGCAGGAGCUUGAUAGACACUACGAACCAGCCCUGAAUGAGAGCUGUGUAACAGCCAGUGACAUCAUGACAGAGGUCAGCGCACCAGGAGAGCGGACGCCGGACGCUGGGGCCGCGUUGGGCUCCGUCCUGUAUCGCGCUCUGCGCGGCGACUGCUUCGUCAGCCGGCCUCUGCCCGACGAGAGCUUCUUCCUGGACGACAUCAUGGCCCGACUGGGCUCAGAGAACUUCACUGUGGAGGAAUUGAGGACUUUUAUGAGGACUCUGAACAUUGGACCCGACUCGGAGGAAAAUCAUGACCAUGAGCAUCAGAGUGAUGAGUCGUCUCAUCACAAUGUCAGAGAAAACAGCACCUGGGCUCAGGUACCGAACGCACUGAGACGCUGGAGCAUCAUGUACCAACCCAGUUGGGCUCAUUCUGACGGUGAAUCGCCUUCCUCCCCUCUCACCCAGCGCUGUUUCUCGGCUGAAGAGCUGCUCCGGAUCCACGGUCUGGUGGACAAGCGCUCCUCGGGUCUGGGUCGGGCCGCCGCCGCUCGGCUCAGCCCCGCCUUCGUCCAGCAGAUCCUGGGCGGAGCCUGCGCCGGCGCCGCCGAGCCCGCGCUGCCGGACGGACUCACCAGGACUGAGAGGUACGUCUACGCCACCAUCGCCAACGCCGUCAUCACGCUGGUGUCCAUGUUCGGCAUCGUGCUGCUGCUCUGCACGUCCUGCACCGGCGCGUUCCAGCUGUGUGUCCAGUUCUGCAUCAGUCUGGCCGUGGGCUCGCUGACCGGCGACGCGCUGCUGCACCUGCUGCCGGCUUUUCUAGGUUUGCACGGUCACGCGGACGGCGGCGGCGGCGGCCGAGAGCAGCCGGAAAUACCCGAUUACAUCUACAAGAUGCUGGUUGUGAUGUCUGGGAUUUACUACUUUUACCUGAUGGAGACCGUUUUCUCCAUCGUCACAUAUAAAAACAGCCUUCGCGAUCAACACCACCACGCGGAGGAGUCAGAGCCUCAUCACUGUGACCACGGGAAGGUUUUAGAGAUGUACCAACAGGAGAAGAAGCAAAGGGACCAGACGGCGUCCAAAGCGGACCUGGUCGCUGAUGAAGACGAGGAGGAACAACGGGGGUCAAAGAAGCGGACCAGACAGCAGCGUCUGCUUCCCGUCAUGAUCACGCUCGGUGACGGCAUCCACAACUUCGCCGACGGCCUGGCGAUGGGCGCCGCCUUCUCGCUGUCGUGGCGGUCGGGCCUGGCCACGUCGCUGGCGGUGCUGUGCCACGAGCUGCCCCACGAGCUGGGCGACUUCGCCAUCCUGCUCCACAGCGGCGUGCCGGUCCGGCGGGCGCUGCUCCUGAACGUGGCCAGCGCCAUGACGUCGUUCGUGGGCCUGUACAUCGCGCUGAGCGUGGCCACGGACGCCGCGGCGCAGCACUGGAUCGGCGCCGUGGCCGCGGGGCUCUUCCUGUACGUGGGCCUGGCCGACAUGCUCCCCACCAUGGUGCACGUCAGCAACCACAGGCCCUGGCUGAUGUUUCUGCUGCAGAACGUGGGCCUCCUGCUGGGAUGGGGCAUCCUGCUGGUUCUGGCUCUUUACGAAGAGCGGAUCAGCUUUUGAGCUGCAGACGACACCACGACAUGAACUAUCAUGUAAUUAUUAUCCAUCGUUAUCUCAUAUUCUGAGAAUUCACCUUCACCUUCCUAUAAACUAUGAAGGUUAUUAAUGCAGCUGAAAAUAGCAAUUAAAUAAAUAAAUUCUAGUUCUAUAUGAAUACAUUUGGGUCAUUCAUCGUCUGCUGACACUGGCUGUUUGACACCAUCUGACUUUUUAUGGCGCACACAAACACUUAACCUUCACUCACUUUUACAGACACAGGUUACUUAACAGGUAGAUUAGAAGCACUGCUGAAAGUCCACUGAAGACCAGUGCAGGUUUGUGCCAUCACACAACUUACAAAUGUGCAUUUUUUUGUUUUCCCUCUUGAUUUAUUCUUACACUUAGUUAUAGCUUUGUACAGGUUUGUUGCCUUUGUGCUUUUUCGUGCUCCCGUUCCUGAAGUUUAUUAUUAAACUCACUAUCAGAUGUGACAAAGAUUUAUCUUGUUUCUAUAUGUUAUGGUAGGAUGCUAUAUUUUUUGUAUUUUUCUCUUGGAAAACAAAUAAAGUUCAUAUGUUUCAGAGUAA
Betta splendens (Siamese fighting fish) is the source of this 8666-nucleotide messenger RNA. RefSeq names its product zinc transporter ZIP4-like. Gene Ontology annotation, biological process: zinc ion import across plasma membrane; intracellular zinc ion homeostasis. The coding region runs from base 6025 to 8100 and encodes 691 amino acids. Gene Ontology annotation, cellular component: membrane. The record is from RefSeq and is a predicted model, not a curated record. The transcript is spliced from 11 exons. Gene Ontology annotation, molecular function: zinc ion transmembrane transporter activity. NCBI's taxonomy places the organism in Eukaryota, Metazoa, Chordata, Actinopteri, Anabantiformes, Osphronemidae.